GUAAACGUCAGUCAUUGAUUGAGUGUUGAACCCAGGCUACACAGUUAGAAGCUGGGAGUGUUCUAUGUUGUGACUCCGAUAGCCGACUCCGGUCGGUGUGAUAUUCAAUCUGCAUAGCGAUCAUUGUGACCUAUGGCGAAGAAGAGAAUCUAAUUUACCCAAAAAGAGAAUGGUGAUUUCAGUGAAUAAUCAAUUCUAAACGCUAUGCCCGUUACGUACAUACGUAUGAAGCUAGGCUGAGACAUUUAACUCUUUACCUAGUCACUGGGCGCUUCAAUGAAUGGUAUUCAGUGGCGACAGAAGGCAGUAGUUUUAAUGAAAUUUUUGGAAUUGUGGUAUUUAUCGAGCGUAUCAACGAUAUCUCCCUAGUAUCAUCGUCAUCAUCAGCAGACAAUGGCAAUGCAAGUCAGUCAAAAAGAAUGGGGACGGGUUAUGGAGAGGCAUGAAUCAUUUAGCAGUUCGACGUCGUCGCAGCUAAAGUGCGAAAUUCUCUUCAUCCAAACGAAAUUCUGAGCAGAAUCAAGACUACGACCGUGCAGUUAUACAGCUGUUCUUCGCGGCGCUGCUCGAGACAAGUGCGGAUUGUACGACUUGAUUGAAAAGAGCAGAGUCACAGAAAAUCUCGGUUAACUAAGGGAAGACAACAAUUUGCUUCGCUUUCUGCGUGAGAAGCCAUUGCUUUAUUGCUAGAAUUGUUUCAAUUAUACUGGUUUGUAAGAAACACGCAAAUAGAGUACCGUACAUCGUGCACAAAGAUUUCGUUACAGUGAGACUUAUGAAAGUAUAUCGAUAAAGAACUAUCGUCGAAAAAACAAGUUGAUGAUGUUGAAGCUGCAAGAUCGAAAGUCGAUCGCAAAUCGGAACGAACCUGGACGGUUCUUCGGCGAUGGAGUGAGCUUCAAGGCCAAACUGAUUGGCAUCCUGGAGGUCGGCGAAGCCAGAGGAGACCGUAUGUGCCAGGAAGCACUGCAGGAUCUCAAAAUGGCCAUCCGAGCUGCAGGAGAGCACAAACAGAGAAUCACGAUACACGUUACUAUCGAUGGAUUGCGAUUGAGAGAUGAGAAAACUGGGGAUUCUCUCUAUCACCAUCCAGUGCAUAAAAUAUCGUUUAUCGCGCAGGACAUGACGGAUUCGCGUGCAUUUGGCUAUAUUUUUGGGUCGCCCGAUAGCGGGCAUCGCUUUUUCGGCAUAAAAACCGACAAAGCCGCCAGUCAGGUUGUGCUGGCCAUGCGGGACUUGUUUCAGGUCGUGUUUGAACUGAAGAAAAAGGAAAUCGAGCUGGCACGGCAGCACAUCCAAAGCAAAAUAACUGCCCACGAACAUCAAGCCGUGGCAAUGGCAGUCAAAAGCUCCGACGGCUACGGGAAAAGCUUGACCAGCGAUGGGACCUCCAGUUCGUUGACGAGUUCCAAUUUAGGGGGCGCUAGUGGCGUAAGCAGUUCCAAAGCAACGGUUAAAUGUGAGAAAUCGCCAGAAUCCGUCGCUGAUUUAGUAGAUUUAGAGCAAGAACUCAGUUCUAUUCAACGGGGGAUUACGCAAAUGGAACGGAUAACACCGAGUGAAGUCCCUUCGAAAAGUGUUAUCGAUGAUGAUCCGUUUGGAGAUUCGUUCACUAAUAUGCCACCGGCUUAUAAUUUACUGCCCCCUCCAGAAUCAAGCAAACGCCAUCAAAAGCAAACCCACAAAUCAACGGAGAAUCUUCCCGCAACAGAGACCAGUUCAGCAGUACCGUCAUCAUCGCCACCAGCUCCUCCAACGUCUUCAACGCCGGCACCUCAAACCACCGUGGCAAUACCCCCUCCCCCAAGCAGCUCUACUCCAGCCCCUACAACCGGCGGGUCAACCAUGUCGUCUAGCAAUUCCAAUCAGAACGAUGAUUGGCUCAACUCACCCCCCAAUACUUCACGAUUCGAUCCAGAGCCAGUGAAGUACUCCGACGAGCUGAAUCUGAACGACGAUGGAUUUAAGCAAUCAUAUUCAACCACCCCUCAACCAUCUUCCUAUACGGACGCAUUUACGGAUCUGGAUCCUUUAGGAACGGGAAAAAUAAAGCCAUACAUCGAUAAGAAAUAUUUCUUCCAGGAGUUGAAGAAUCCGCCCAAGAAGGUGCUGAAGGACCUCUCUGGACAAGAUAGCUCAUUCAAUGCCAACUUCUCAUCGGAAGAUCUCCAACGUCAGUCACCACAGACGGUUCCAAAAAGCACAAAUUCUGCCACAAACGAAAUGUUUAAUCCCACGUUUGAUGAUGGUGGUCCAAGAUCAAAGGAUCAGGGGUCUGCAGAUUUUUCAGAUCCCUUUGGCAACAAAUCAGUUGAUCCGUUUAUGGAGGAUGAUGAUUUCUCCAAACUGCAUAUCGAUCCAUUUGAAAUGAAGUUUUCGAGGAAUAGCUCUCCACGACAAAUCGAGAAUAAGGGCAGCGAUGAAGGUAUGGUAAAAUCCACAUCCAAAUCUGAAGAAAGCAAAAACGACGAAAGCCCGGUGGCAUAUAAUGGACCACUUCAGGUCAAUUUGCCUCCAGAGAGCUGGGCACACUAUAUUAGUCAAAAACGCCUGGAGCGCCAAAAUUCCGAUUCAACUGCUCCUGGACAAGGAGUAACGAGUUUAGCCAGAAAUCGUCCCAAUGUAUUCAAGCAGAAUACUGUAGAUGUGAUAUCCAGUAUCAGCAGUAGUUCUAAAAAGAUGAAACCCAAUCUGUUUGGACAGAAGUUUUCCAAACGGGAUUCAAAUAGCAUAAACAUGCGCCGUCUACAAGAAAGUGAUUCGCUCAGCGAAAAUGAAACAGCUCCAGAACCUCCUCCCCGUCCCGAUUCAGGAUCGCACAUAGAACCACCUCCGCUGCCUCCAAAGAGACAAUUUGCUGAUAUUGUUAUACGACCAACUAUUCGAUCUUGUCUGUCGAUCACAUCGAGUUCCGGUGGGUCAACCAAAGAACGCUACGAUUACGUCGCAGCUAAAUUCGAAUCGAAAAAUCAACCUGUGACGGACGCACCACCUUUGCCGUUACCUUCACGGAAAGUCAAUAGACAUGAUGGCUCUUCUCCAGGACGUCCGUUUAAGAAAUUAACUGAUGAAGAUGACUAUCUACAGCCCAUUCCAGCAAAGUCCGAGAUUCCUACGUUACUACCACCUCCACAACGCAAAGAAGCAUCCAAAACAAGGGCAGCUCGAAAAUCGGAAACUGAUCCACGUAACCUAGAUGAGCCAACACCUCCAGCUCAAUCAAAAUCACCCACGGUACGGGACAAAGAAUCGCUUUUGCCGGACAUUACUCUAAGUCAAUUAUUAACGCUAGGUAUUGAUGAGCUAGCAACCAAACUUAACGUCCCGGUUACCAAACUAAGCACAAUGACCCUGGUUGAACUAACUUCAUAUCUAUCAGAAUUCAUCGAGAAUAGCAAAACUUCGCCGUCAUCGGCAACAUCUUGGAAUCAGGAAGCAGAAAACAACGACUCUCCGGUAUUUAAAGUUAACUUUGACGAUCAUAACGAUGCAACGUUUGUUGCGAAAUUUGACGAUAACUUUGGCGAAGACAAUACAUUUGUCGCGAACUUCGACAAUCUAAAUCUUCAACCUGCUUCUCAAACAUCGAUCAACCAUACAUCAGCUGCUCCAGUCGUUGAUAAAUAUGCCGUUUUCAGAGAGAUAAUUGAGCAAGAAAUUGGCCCAGAACCUCAAAAGACUGAACAGGAGAAAACAGGCCCGGAUUUAUCUACACUUGAUUUCGAUAGAGAAGUAGCAACCGAAAUGAACAGAUUAUCACCGAAUAUUAUUGGCGAACAAUUUUCGUUAUCUCCGUCACAGUUACAAACAUUCCCCGCAACCAGUCCCGUGCCACCUGUACCUUUGACGAAGAUCGAUACCAAGAUCACUGAAGUAAUCUCACACGCCAAAGAUCGAUACGCAGCAUUAAGAGACAUUAUAUUAGUUGAAGACCUGUUUGAAAAACCAACGCCUCCUCCUGGCUCCAAUGCCCCAAUAGCUCGAAUGGAAUCUUCCUCAUUCGAGGACCAAAAUACGGAAGAUGAACAUCGCUUCGAAGCUAACUUUGACGAUAUGCCUCCGAUGGAAAGUCAAUCUCCAGAAAUCAAUAUUUCCGACGCAGAUAUUAAUGAUGAAUAUCCACCUUUGGAUGAAACUCGAACUCAAUCUACGUUACAAGGUCUUGAACCGCCAGAAUCUCAUAGCAUAAGCUUCCGUAAUACUCCCAAAGAAGACCUUGAAAUAGAUGCAUUCAUGCAGAAAGCCGUAUCCAACCUAUCUCUGCAUAGUACAGGCCAGCUAUCACCAGGGCCAGCACAAUCAGCAGGUGGUGGCUUAACGGUGAAAUCACCUCAACUACAAAGCACAUCGACUUCGCCUAUGCGACCGCUGCAAAGCAAAUCUCCAGUAGCAGAGGGCAGUAGUUUACCACCGCAAGCAACUUCGAUCGAAAAUCUAACAAGGACUACUCUGAACGACAUGAGUACCUCGCCGAUUCCACUCUCGAAGACUUCGAUGAGUGCAAGAGGUGGCAGUUCAAAGCCGUCGCCAAUGACGAAGUCCCCCAUGGAUGUUGCCUUUGCUGAUGAGGGUACUAACGAUGCAAAAAAGAGCGUAGAAUCAUUGCAGAAACGUUCAUCUGGUUCGCUUAGUGACGGAGGAGAAACGUCACCGGAAGCGGAACGUAAUCGAGAUGAUAAAGCUUCAAAACUCACUCCGACUAACGCGUCUGAAUCAUGGGCAGUUUUUGACCAACCGGAACAUUCAGCUGCACCGAAGAAAAUCGAAGGAGGACGUCCACCGAAAGGAAUGGACAAACCCGGCGUUGAGUCUCCCUGCUCUUCGGAUCCCAAAGACGAAUGGAAGAACGAACGGGAGUACGCCCGUCGUUGGCCCACCAAAGGGCACACGUCAUCAUCUUCGCGAGAUGUCUCUCCCUGGGACGAAGAUGGUCCUGAAUACCGAAAGCGUCCUCCGAGCCAACAUCAUCCGCCGACGUCCGGUGAGCGGUACCAUCAUCCAAGAAUGCCACCCCGAAGGAUCAAUUCCAAUGAUGAAGAAUACGACGAGGACAUUAAAGAUCGUAGCGAGCGAAGGCGACGCAUGAAGGGUGGACAGAUGGGUACUAGGAGCCGGGAUAACUUCGACGACGAACACUGGUACCACGAGCGUCAAAGCUGGUCACCUACUGAGGAAGAUGAGCGACCGGACCGGUCAAGGUCGUUUGAUAGGAAUGCUUAUGAGCGAAGUACAUAUGGGCCACCGUAUGAAAAAAGGGAACCGAAGAGCCUGCCACCGUACGAUAGAAGAGAUUACAAAAACUACGAUAAAAGAAAGUAUUACAGGGAAAGAGGUAGACCAAACUAUGAUUACGAUCCUUAUGGCGAGGGAUACGAUCAGCGCAUGAUGAAGGGUAGAAUGGAUUAUGAAGAGGUUUACGAAAGAGGACCCAGAGAUUCAAGAACGGCUAGGGAAUAUUUCUACGAAAGAGAUAGGAAGAGCUUCGAUCGUGAUAGUAAUGAGUCUUAUGAAAGAAGAAGUUUCGGGAGUGGAGAUAUCUAUGGUAGCUUGGAUAGUCGAGGGGAUUAUCGUGACAGGGAUCGGUAUUUGUCAUUGGAUAAAUCACGAUCAUUGAGGCGUGGUAUGAGGAACGCUGGAAGUGCCAGGUUGGAUGAUCCAGAUCAGGACUCCGAUGGUGAAAUCGUUGGUGGCCGACGAGGGGAUACGAAUAGUUUACAUAGAUCUAGUCAGAAUAUUCGCGGUAAACAACAUCAGGUAAUCGACGAUGAGGUGUGGGGAGUUUCUAUGAGCGGGAAACCGGGAUGGAAGAGACCAUCAAGUGCGUCCGAACAGGAACGACGAUAUAAUGAAAGUAGAAGAAUGAUGACCAACGCAACUUUAGUAGGAUCGGAUGGCGAGAAGGAUCGACGCUUCAGGAAAAAGAGCAGAACUCGUUCGAAGGAACCGGAUUUAAGGCCCGGAUAUGCUACUAUGAGGUACCCACGAUCCAAGGAGGACUACUUCGACUUUGAGGCUGAUACUCGAGGUACCGGUAGUGGAAGUGGAAUGUACGACAAUGACGAAGAAGAUGAUAUAGGAGGUGGUAAAAUGGCAGGAGACGCCAUGGAUGAAAGUCCCUCGUACUAUGGAAGGAGGCAGCCUCCGCCGUAUUACAAACCGGCAACUCCAAGAGCCGAAGGAAGAAGCCUAAAUGAUACUCUCAUAGCACAAGAAGCCAAGAAGAUGUCCCGUUAUGAAUAUGAAGAAGAAGCCAUGCGAAGAAUAAAGAAGAGUAAUAGUAGAGAUCUGUACUUCGAAGGAGAGGAUAAGGAACGAUUCACAGGAAAGUUUGGAUCAGGAAGUUUUGGAAACGUCACUCCUCCAAAGAGCGCCAAACACGUACGAAUGGAACUAGAGUUUGAAGACUUUGGUGAAACACCUCAAUCUAACACGAGCGGCAAAUUCAAUUUUGAAAGUGGAGAUGGUUUCGAGAGUGACUUCAAUUCGCCUCCUGCUCCUCCUGGUGGCGGAGGACAAAUUCCUCACCAUAACACUAAGGCAUUCCGUUUCUCCAAUGACUUCUCAGAAAAAGAUCCCGGCAGACACUACCAGCCGUACCAUAAAGGUCAACCGCAAAGCUUCGGUGGGUUUGACGCAGACUUCAGUUCUACGCAACGUUCAGCAUCGACUGCGCAGACUGCUUCGAAACUCCGCUUCAACGAAAAUGUUACUGUUUCAAAAUUUAGUUCGGAAGCAGCAACAGGAUCGCACAUGUUUGAAGACGAUUUUGCAGGUCGGUCCGACAAUGAACUGGAAGAUCAAUGGACACCGGAAAUGACAGCACCGGUGACAAAUAGCAAUGGCAGCAAAAAGAUAUUGAAAACAUCUAGUCAACAGCAGUCACAGCAGCAUGACAACCUUCGGAAGUCCGACAGCGUAAAUAUAUUCGCCAAAAAAGUUGACGAUCCAUUCGAAGACGAUGACUUCUUUUCGUCUGGAGUAACGACAGAGAAGGACCCAUUCGAAGGCAACGGAAAUGGACCAGGGGGUGAAACUGGAACAACGGGAACAGGUGGUACCCAGUCGGGUGGGUGGGACAAAAACUUCGCAAACUUUGACGACAAUAUCUGAUUACUCGGUAGCCUGAUGAUGAACAGUAACAUACUCAGUCGUCAGCUCAACCGUAGUCUCAGCGUUCGCCAGCAAUAUCAAUACUGUUGCCAAAGCGAACAUCAGCGAUACUCGCUAGCGAAGGAUAUUAGGAAGCUUUACAUGCGUAUCAAGCAUUUCAAUAGGUACGAGGUGUUCGUUUAGGAUUAUUCUAAUUUUGUUGCUUUACUUACAGUUCAAGUAUUAAUCGACUAAUUUAUAGCACAUGCCACGUAUUUUUUUUUUCGCUAAUUGAAGCGAUGGCGUUUGUUAGAUAAUAUUUUCUUUGAUAAUCAGUGCGUUUCACAAGAAUACAAUGCAUUACGACUUACCUUUUUAGAACCAUCAAGACGGGUGCCGCGCUGUAGAGAAAAAUAAAGUCAAACGUUAGUCAGGUAAUAAGUAAAUUAAAACAACGUUUGUUGUCGAACGAAAUUACAUUAUAUGGAAGUAUCAAUUGGUUGAAAUAGGAGACAGUACUUGAAGAACUUUUCGAUGAGUUGUCAAGUGAUUUCAAAUAAUCUUCCUUGGUAUGACAAACGUGGUUGAUCUCAGAUGUAAAAUCAAAUCCCGUCUAUGCAAAUACUACCCUAGUUAACAAUUGAAACUAUACAAUAUUCUUGGUGCACAGUAAAGCAACCCGAUCCUCUUUUUGGAAGAGAUUCUAAGAGAUAAUUUUUGAUGUAUUGUACCAUCGAGACGCUUUUAUCAAAUACUCUACUGCAUGCAUAUACUUCACAAUCAGCUGAACUUGGUUGUUUAAAAUUGCAUUUGAUUAAAAAUUUAGAACGCUUCAUCGUAUAAAUACAAAUGCUAAACAUCAAUGAGUUGAAUUUUUUAAUGAGCAGAAUCUUGCAAUAUUUAAGACAAAUCUAGUCACUUUAUUUAUUAACAGAAUAGGAUGAGCCCGAUUUAGAGGUUGUUUUAUGGUUGUCAUUGAUAUUCAGCUAUGUUCAAAGGUUGUACAGUAUUGGUUUCAUCAAUUGGUGUAUCUGUUUUUUUUUGUAGCAUUAAAAUAUGAACGAACUCAUCUGUCCUAAAUGUUGAGCUACAUCAUCCUCAUACUAUCCAGUCCAGCGUUAAACAUCAUUUAUAAAUUUAUAACAAACAAUUAUUAAGGCUGCUUUUACUCGAAUCUAAUACCUAUAUCAAUACACCAAAACUUAAUAGGAGAUAGUUUGACCAAAUUAAUCAUUCUUUCACAUACUACCUUUCGAUACAUAUACGGAUAUUAUGUUCAUAGUUAGCAAAUUAUUUCAUAAAAUAGUUUUAUUUGCUGAUGCUAUAUUAUUUGUAUAUUUCUGAUACAUUUUAGUGUCGUUUAAGUAUAAGUCUGCAAAUGCAUUAGUGAAUCGAAUUUCAAUUUCAGACACAAGAGAGUAUUUCUUUGAUGGUAGUAAUUACAUGAAUCAAAAUACUCUAUGGUAAACGAAAGAGAGUUAAUUUUACUCAAUUAGUACGGAACUUAUUUGACGAUGAUUUCGGUUGGUUAGAAUACGACGGCCGCUAAGUCAUUCAGAACGAUACAGUUCCUAUUCCAAGAGAUGAUAAAAAUGAACCAUCUAAACUAAAACAGUUUCAUAGGCAAAAAAUAGUUCGUACUUGAAUAAAUACUGAAAAAACAAACAAAAUUCUCAUCCAAAAAUGUCUUCUUUUUUAAAUAUUUGUCGAAAAUAUAGAUAAUCUGUAGGCAGCAUCUUAAACAUAUGUUAAUCUUGGCAUUUCAACAUAACACAUACAAAUGAAAAUCUAAAAUAAAUUAAACUGAAAAUGUUUGUUGUUUCAACGCUACACAGCUUGAGUGAUAGGGCAAAAAACGCGCCGAACGCAGAAUGAUCACAAUUUUCAAAACACUUAUGUAAAUUUGCUUUGUAUAUUUUUUGUAAAAUAUUUAUUGACUGAUCGGUUACUAUAAUGAUAAAAUGUAAAAUUAGUAUGAACAUAUAUAAGUUAAACAGGAAGAUAAACAAUUAAAAUAAAUAAAAAAAUAAUCAGAAAAUUGCUGUAGAUGUUCGAAUAUUGAAGAGUAAAACAAGAAUAAGCAAACGUUAAAUUUAGAAAUUAAACCAAGCAAAAUGGAUAAUGAGUGGAAAGCAAAUCCCUUAUUCGAAAAUGAGGAAACCAAUGUUGAUCUGGAGGGUAACUUGAAGUGAAUAAAAAUAUGUAAAAUUCCAAUCCUUAUUCAA
Molecule: messenger RNA, 9314 nt
Organism: Aedes aegypti (yellow fever mosquito)
Lineage: Eukaryota; Metazoa; Arthropoda; Insecta; Diptera; Culicidae
Gene: Dab
Product: protein disabled
Exons: 8
Coding region: 820-7110 (2096 amino acids)
Source: RefSeq, a predicted model, not a curated record